This is a messenger RNA of Scaptodrosophila lebanonensis, 1935 nucleotides long. RefSeq lists its product as uncharacterized. The record is from RefSeq and is a predicted model, not a curated record. NCBI's taxonomy places the organism in Eukaryota, Metazoa, Arthropoda, Insecta, Diptera, Drosophilidae. Bases 332 to 1564 code for a protein of 410 amino acids. The transcript is spliced from 6 exons.
AAAUUGAGCGACAGUUGCAAAAUUACAUCUUUACAAUAAGUAUAAAAAAAGUGAAAUUUUUAAACAAUGUGACAUAAAGCGGUUAGCACAUGCUUUAAUAUUUAUAUUUAUCGCCUCAUUCCGAAUUGUUCGUUUUACUGCCAACAAGUCUUCAUUUUUGCUCUGCAAGUCUGUCAACUAGAAGCCAAAUCUGGACGAGCGAGCCAAAAUAAUUUAGUUGCUCGCCUCGAAAAACUCUCCAUUAAUUUCACACUUAAUUAACGUCCGCGGAUAGUGCUCAGAAGACAAAGUGGCCGCAGAGCCAGAAAAGAAAAAGAACAAAAAAGUCCCCAUGUUGACAAUGUGGCAGACAUUAUCAAUGCUAUCAACAUCAGUCACACACGCAUCACGACGGCAGCCGUCAACAAGCUGCAGCAAAUGCCACAGCAGCCGUCAGGCAUGUAGCAAAGUUUUAUCUAGUUGCAACAACCCGGAAAUGCAAAAUCACGGUGGCAGCAGAAACUGCAACAUGUUGCCAACAACAGGACCACCAUGUGGGAGUUGCUGCCACAAUGCGACAGGUUGGAUACACGGCAAAAGACAAAGGCGGGGGCAGAAGCAGAAACUACAGCAUCAGCAACCCAUGUGGCAGUGGCUGCUGCUUUUUACUUUGCUGCUUGGCAUCUUUAGCGAUGCGGCUGAGGCCACGUUACGUAAUGUAAAUUUGCUCAUCGAGCCGCCAGCCGUGCGACGUGGUCAGUCGGUGGCGCUACGCUGCGACUAUCAACUGGAUGGUGCGCCGCUCUACUCGAUUAAGUUCUACCGUGGGCAGAUGGAGUUCUAUCGCUAUACACCCGGCGAGUAUCCGCACACGAAAGUGUUUCAGUAUCCUGGCAUUAGAGUAGACGAUAGCAGCUCGAAUGCCACGCUGGUGCUCAUACGCAAUGUAGGCUUCGGGCUCUCUGGAAAUUUCAGCUGCGAGGUAACAGCCGAUGCUCCACUCUAUUCCACGGCCACGGCUUACGCGCAAAUGCAAGUUGUGGAAUUUCCGGAGAAACGCCCUCAGCUAUUUACGGAGCACACGCGUUACGAGCCGGGCGAUGUUCUUCGGGCCAAUUGCAGUACCCCGCCUUCACGUCCACGUGCCGAGCUGCGAUUCACCAUCAACAAUGUGCCGGUAACAACGGAUGAGACACAAUACAUCAGAACGGUUGACAACUUAAUAGCAUCCAGACUGAGCCUGAAACUGCAAUUGCAGGCCGUGCACUUUGUGGCCGCCAUCAAUGGCAAUGCGGCUAAUGCCCACUCGACAAAUGCAGUGGGUGUUGGCGUUGGCGGUCUGGUGCUCCGUUGCACAGCGCAGAUAGGCGAUCUAUAUCAGGAGUACAAGGAAAUCGAAUUGGGCACACCGCAAAAGGAUCCGGUGCCAGCCAGAGUUACUCUGUCAUCGGGCACAGGUCUGCGAAAUUUCAUCGAAACCUAUUUCUACACGUCGGCCGCAGCUCGUCGGCAAUCUGACAGCUUAAAUCACUAUCUGGUUGCCUGGUAUCUCAGUGUCAUGAUGUGGGCGUUGGGUCGCAGCUAGUGGACUCGCCCCUGGGCUAAUUGAAGUGUAGGAAUGUAAACCUAAAUGAGAAUCAAAUACAUACAUUCUAGAAGAUAUGGUAAUAGCAGCUUGUUGUCUAGGGCAUAUUCACAUGCAAAGUGUAGAAUAAGUUAAGACAUAUGUAUGUGUAGUUCGGUAGCAUUAAGUCUAGCUAUAAUACUGCAUAAGUUGCAUGCCAUCAAAUGAUAUGAAAUUUGUAAAUAUUUACUUUAUGAUAUAAGCCGAUGCAUAGGCUCAAUAUUAAAUUAACCCACACAUACACACAUACACGUACACAUACCCAAAGCAAACAAAAAAGCACAUAGCGCCGCUAAUUGUUAAUUAAUGGUUUAUUUAAUGAUGCAUACAAA